CCAUGCUGUUUUCUGUUUGGACAAAAUCUUUCAACAUUCACUCAUCACGUUUGCCUUAUUGUGGUUAAAUUUCAUCAUUUCAAGACACAACUCAAAUCAAGAGGUAUGAGUGAGCCUUUAAAUCAUGAUGAUUCCAUGACCAAUUCCAAAGAAGCUGCCAAACUGCUUAACUCUAAUCCUCACAGUAAAGAUGAUGCGAAUGCCAAUGUGUUAGAUUCUCAUAAACAAGAUGGAUUUUACGUGAAAACCCUGAAUGGUUUAGAUGGUGAUCAUAUCAACUUAUUACACAGUGAAUCGGAGAUCAUACCAGUAAAAGAUUUUGCUGCUGAAGUCAGAGCAUUAAAAGAUGUCCAGUCUUAUCUUGAUAAAGCUGUCUUAUUACUCAAUCUCCAGAAAAACAGCCUUCAUGAAAUAGUGGAGACAAUGGUUGAUAAAGUUUUAAGAACUACAGAAAAGAAGAAAUUUGAUUUUGAAAAGGCCAAAUCUUCCAUAUUUACUGCAGAAUCAGGUGAAAAUUUAGCUCAAACUAUACAAGGUAUUCAAAUAGACAGUACAACAGGCUGUACAGAAUAUGAUCAAUCAUGGAUCUGUAUAUUAUGUGAUAUUCCAAGCAUAAAUGACCGUUAUGUAGCUAUAGCCAGACUAGCAGAACCAACUAAUAUCAAUAAUAACUGUCAAGAAUGUAGAUUUAUUAUUCUAAUUUUAACUCCAAGUAGAGAGAAAAUGACAAAAGGUCCCAUGGAAAUCGGCAGGACAUUUGCUACAUUAUUUAUGGAUUUAGAAUUUCGAUAUGAGUUAUUAACAGUUCCUGGUGAAAAACAGUUUAAACAUUAUCUAGAUGACAGAGCCAAAGAUCUAAUAGAAAGUCACAGUUUACCAGAAUUUAGAAAAUCUCAUAGUAAUUUAGUAUCAGUAUUUGAUGAUCCAGUAGGGUCAAGAAAUAAAUGUCCAUUAUUUCAAGGUUUAAUAGGUGAUAUUAAACGAAGAUUACCACACUAUUUAUCAGAUUAUAAAGAUGGAAUUUUUGGAAAGAAGACCCCACAUAAAGUUGUAGCUGCCAUAUUGUUUCUGUAUUUUGCUUGUGUUCUACCUAAUGUAGCAUUUGGAAUGUUAAAUAGUAAUAAUACACAUGGUGUAAUAGGUGUAAAAAAAGUGUUAUUUUCUCAGGCUGUUGGUGGUGUAUUAUUUGCUGUGUUUGGUGGUCAACCUUUAAUAGUUUUACUAACUACAGCCCCACUAGCUCUUUAUACUAAAAUUAUAUUUACAAUCUGCGAAGAUUUUGAUCUAAGUUUUGAAGCAAUGUUUUCCUGUGUGGGUAUAUGGAAUACAUUUUUUUUGCUAGUUUACUCCAUUUUUGAUGUUAGUAAAUUAAUGAAGUUUUCAUCAAGAUCAACAGAAGAAAUAUUUUCAGUUUUUAUCACAUUUGCAUUUUCUGCAGAUGCAAUUGUAGACACAAUACAUGAAUUUAACAAAAAUUACAACACAGAGGACUGUAAUAAGACAGAAGAGGCUGUAAUAACCACAACUAUAGCAUCUAAUAUAACAACCACUCUACCAACACCUACUAAUAUAACACACUGUUUACCAGAAAAUAGCAUUUUAUUCUUAUUUCUAAUGUUGGGUACUUUAUGGCUUGGUUUAACACUUUUUAACUUCACAAAAACGCCCUAUUUAAAUGCUGGUAAAAGAGAAAUAUUAGCAGAUUAUGCCCUGCCUGUUGCAGUAUUAAUUAUGUCAUUUAUUGGUACUUAUGUCUUCAGUGAUAUUAAAUUAGAACCAUUUCAGUAUAACCCUGAUGAAGAAAUGUUUGUAAUAGCACCAUUACAUAAACUACCUAUAGGAGCAGUGUUAGCUAGUGCUGGAUUAGGAUUUAGUUUAUCUUUAUUAUUCUUUAUGGAUCAAAAUAUCUCCAGUGCUUUAGUUAAUACACCAAAUCAUAGGUUAAAGAAAGGUGCUGCAUAUCAUUGGGAUUUAUUUGUAGUGGCUAUAAUAAAUUUAUUUCUAUCAGUAUUUACCUUCCCAUGGGUACACGCUGCUUUACCACAUUCCCCAUUACAUGUCCGAGCUCUAGCUGAUAUAGAGGAAAGAGUAGAACAAGGACAUGUUCAUCAAAUAGUAGUAAAUGUGAGAGAAACAAGAUUAACUGGUAUUAUAUCACAUGUUAUGAUAGGUUUAUCAGUUUUAUUAUUACCUCAACCCCUAUCAUAUAUACCUAGAGCUGUAUUAGAUGGCUUAUUUUUAUAUGUAGCUAUAUCAGCUUUAUAUGGUAACCAAUUCUUCGAUAGAAUCCUACUUUUAUUUACUGAACAGGUUGCUUACCCUCCAAAUCAUUACAUUAGACGAGUUCCACAGAAAAAGAUCCACACCUUUACUGGUAUCCAAGUAGUUCAAUUAGUAGUACUAUGUGUAUUUGGUUUUUCUACUAUUGCCUAUAUGAAGAUGAUAUUUCCAAUUUUACUUAUGUUUUUAAUGCCUAUAAGGCACAAGUUGGUACCGAAAGUUAUCGAACAAAAAUAUUUGAAGGCAUUGGACGGUCAUUAGAAAACCAACCAAGGUUUUUCAACAUAUCAACCUAAAGACUGAGAUAUAAUUGAGAAAAUCAUGGAUCUUUCUGAAGAAAAUCAUUGCAUUUCAUGAUUUUAGUUAUAACAUUAUUUAGAAGACAUUGUUAAAAUAUAUUCAGUAAACAGAAUAGUUAUGUAAAUAAAGAAUUUUUAUAAUGAUAUUAUACAUAUCUAAUUUAUUGUAUAAAACAAAUUAUUUUUACUGAAAUAAAAGUUUCAAUUAGUU
This is a messenger RNA of Lottia gigantea (owl limpet), 2790 nucleotides long. RefSeq lists its product as hypothetical. Gene Ontology annotation, molecular function: solute:inorganic anion antiporter activity. Gene Ontology annotation, cellular component: basolateral plasma membrane; plasma membrane. Gene Ontology annotation, biological process: monoatomic ion homeostasis; transmembrane transport; monoatomic anion transport. Lineage: Eukaryota; Metazoa; Mollusca; Gastropoda; Lottiidae. The transcript has 19 exons. Bases 106 to 2541 code for a protein of 811 amino acids. The record is from RefSeq and is a predicted model, not a curated record.